Messenger RNA from Mus pahari (shrew mouse), 3119 nucleotides. It is a transcript of the gene Cep68, whose product is annotated as centrosomal protein 68. The record is from RefSeq and is a predicted model, not a curated record. Lineage: Eukaryota; Metazoa; Chordata; Mammalia; Rodentia; Muridae. The transcript is spliced from 7 exons. Bases 143 to 2263 code for a protein of 706 amino acids.
UCCCCAGGAGUGCGGGCGCCCGCGGGAGGCCCCGUCGUCGCCGCCUGGGACCCUGGCCCAGCUACGCGGGCCGCUCGGGACGCGCGGCGGUGCGGAGUGAGGUUCCUGAAGACUUCAGAGGGAACCUGACAGGGGAGGCUCAAUGGCCCUGAGUGAAGCUGAGGCUGAGGCAGAAAUGUCUGUCAGUACAAAGGCCCCAGCCUGUGGCAGGUGGAACUCGGGGAAGCUGCUGCCCCCAGGGCUUGAACCAGAUCAGCCCCUGCAUCUGGAUGUCGAGGGAGGGCCACUGUGGAGGGCUGAAGCUGACCCUGGCUGCAUCUCUGGAGUUUUCUUGUCACAGGUCCAUACUGUCAGCAAAGAACCAGUAGCAGAUAGGCCUAAGCCUCCCCUCAGUGGCCUGCUUCCUUCUGCCAGUGUGGGCACUGGAGAGGUUUUGCACUCUAUGGGCAACCAAAUGGAGGAAGACCAGCUUCCUGCCCCCCAGGACCUACUUCCAGCUCUUCAAGUCUGUGGAACUAUAACUGUUUGCUCAGGACAGGAGGCUGACAGUGAAGACUUCCAGGCCACACUCGCUCCAUCUCAGGUGUUGGGCCUCAGCCAGCAACCACACACCUCAGGUCUCCCUCUCCUGCAACAGUGGAAGGCCACGGUGAGCCCGGGCGCUCCUCAGCUCUCUAGCAGAAGCUUCUCUGCCUCCUCGGUGGGCAGCAGUCUCCAGGGUCACCAAGAGGAGGCAGAACCUCAGAGUGGCUCUUUUGCCAAUGUCUCCUCUCCCGAGUCGACUGUACCCCAGGCAACCCACUCUGUGGUGGGGGCAGGGCCUCGGCUCCAGGGGUCAGCACAGCCUGUGACCUCUGGCAGUGACGCUACAAGCCUGGGUAAGAGACACCUCUCCUUUCAGGCAGAAUACUGGGCCUGUGUGCUGCCAAAUUCUCUGCCUCCUUCCCCUAACCGCCACUCCUCACUCUGGAACCCAAAUAAAGAGUAUGAAGAUCUGCUUGACUACACUUACCCACUGAGGCCUGGGCCUCAGCUCCCAAAGCAACCUGAAAGUCAUGUGCUGGCUGACCCUGUUAUGCAGGACUCGGGGGUAGAUCUGGACAGUUUCUCUGUCUCCCCAGCAAGUACUCUCCAGUCACCCCCUAAUGUCCCCCACACUUGCUCAUCAGAAGUGCCUACUCUGCCGUUUUCUGGAGCCAGAGAGCCAUGUCUUAAGCGUUGGCCCAAACACGGUGGCACAAGCUUGUCAUCCUGGAACCAGCUUGCAUCGACCCCUAGAGCCCCAGGCACUGAAGAUGCUUCUUGGGAGAGCAGAGAGGCAGCUCUGAGGGGCACAGCAGAGGAUUGUCUCCCUAUAGGCAAGAACCUCCGUAUGGGCUCUCCUCAGCUGAAGACGAAGGAGAAAGAGCCACCCCUUCCUAGACAGAAGAAAGGCAGGCAGCAUGUUGGCUGUCCGGCCUGUGUGAAGCCUGAAUGGCCAUCAGAAGAGGAGGUGGGAAGUGACGAGGAGUACCUUGCUCUGCCCACAAGGCUGACUCAGGUCUCUAGUUUGGUGUCCUACUCAGGUGCCAGGCCCACCUUUGUGAACCUACCCACUGGGGCUGCUGUCUCAGACAGUGAUGAGCCAGCGUCCCCCACAUUGGACUCCAGCCACAGGCAGCAUCCUUCUGGUUCUUCCUUUCAAGGGCCUGUGGGCCAGAACCCCUGCUUCAGGCAUUCUCUCCAGACCCUCGGGGACUCUUCAAAACAACUGAAAACUCACCCCUCCUCAAAAGCUAUGACGGAUAGGCAGCUGUUCUCCGAGCUAGUGGCUGGAGAGAAGCUUCCCAGGAAAACAGACGAGCAAGAGAAAGCUUCUCUAGUGCAAUGUGUGCAGACAUUUUGCUGUCAGCUGGAAGAGCUGAUCUGCUGGUUGUAUAAUGUCACAGAUGUUGCUGACCUCAGUGCUCCACCCAGGGCCAGCCUUACAGGUCUCAAGUCUUCUCUGCAGCUUUACAGGCAAUUUAAGAAAGAUGUAGACGAACAUCAGUCCCUGACAGAGAGCGUCUUGGAGAAGGGAGAGAUUCUUCUUCAGUGCCUGUUGGAUAACACCCCAGUUUUAAAGGAUGUCCUUGGGAGGAUUGCAAAGCAGUCUGGUGAGCUGGAGAGCCGUGCAGAUCAUCUUUAUGACUCUAUCUUAGCCUCUUUGGACAUGUUGGCUGGCUGCACCCUCAUCCCCGACAACAGGCCAACAGCAGCAGAACACCCACAUGAAGGGCUUUAACACAGCAGAGGUGGAGUCAUCGGCAAGAUGGUAUUUGGGGAGAAAACUCAAGAACUUGUAAGAGCCAUGGAACAGUUAAGGAAGGGGAGAAAAUCAACUUUAACAUACUUUAAGCUGCCUUUCUCGCCUCUGAAGGGUUCUUGAGAUACUGUCCUCAUUUACUAUGAAUCCAUCCAAAACUAAGGCCUUUUCUUUUGGUGCUUCUCUACCAAAAUUAUGUGGCUUUAUAAUUAUUUGAUAAAAUACUAAGACUUGUGGGUCUCAUGUACCCCUCUCCUUCUGUUUAAAAACCAGCAGGUAAAAUGUGUUGAGGCCAUUUAUAGAAAGCUGCUGGAGAAAGAAGGUCCCAUGUACUUAGGAUUCUCAGGCAUACAGGGGAAUGGGAUCUAAGAGAGAGAAAAUGUUAGUGGCCAAAACUGUAGAGUGAAAUGUUCGCCCUAAGUAAGUCAGGAGGACCUCUACAGCGUCCUGUUGAGUUGCCACCUCUAGUGGUUAGUCUCCACUUCAUAUCAAGAAUGCUCAGGAGCUGGCCUGCCAUCACGCUUCUGAACUGCGUGCUCGUGCUUACCUCUGGGGAACUCGGUCCACUGCUCCUCUUUCCCUUGAAGACUGGUCAGAGGAAGGGGACGGGUAGAGACGGCCACAUGGUCUGAUCGUACAUAAAUUAAAGCAGCCAUUGGUGAUGAAAAGGGGGGAGUCUUUGUAGUUUGGGAGUCAACAGUGCCUUGUCAGGAAGAAAAAAAAAUCUAUGGACCUAUCAUAUGUUCAAAGCAUCAGUUACAGCUUUCUAAGCAAAGUGUUUGUAUGUUGGCUACCACAAAUUCCACAAAGUAUCAAAGGUGGGCUUUUCAGGUUU